Molecule: messenger RNA, 828 nt
Organism: Parnassius apollo (apollo)
Lineage: Eukaryota; Metazoa; Arthropoda; Insecta; Lepidoptera; Papilionidae
Source: the annotation of a GenBank genome assembly
AUGAUUUGUUUGGCCUGUCAUAAAUUUACCCGACCCGAGGAACAGCUAAAUUGCUCUGUAUGCAAGGGAUGCUAUCACUACAAAUGUUACAACAUAUCCGCUUAUUACAAAGAAAAUUUAUCUAGCCUUAAAAAGGAAUUGGAGGAAUGCCAUUCCUGUAAUCGGGUCACGCGACGCAAAGAGGACCACACAUCGUAUCGUAGACAACUCACUCCAUUAUCCACUGCGGCCUCGUCGAAACGUCGAAGCGUCGACACGAACAUGUCAUGCGACGAGGUUCUGGGAACCUCCGACGGGGGAGUAAAUGACUGCCAAGUUGAUAAUAAUUCUACUACGAACCCCACCCCUCCCGCUGCGGCAAUAACAUACGACCAGUUUGGCGCGCUGUUUGAUUGUAAGUUAUCCAAGUUAAGUACUGAUAUUAGAGCCGACAUCACCCACCUUCGCGAAUGUCUCGACGCUUUGAACACCAAACUGGCCGACUAUGAUCGGCGAAUUAAAUCACUUGAGUCCGUUGAAAAAGAAAAUAAUGUCCUUAAGGUCACCGUUGCCGCUCUGAAGUCUCGUCUAAACAGCCAAGCUCAGAUUGCCUUAGGAAAUGAGCUGGAAAUAUCGGGUCUUGAAGAAACACCAAAUGAAAAACCAACUCACUUGGUAUUAAUUACUGUCGCCGCUAAACUAGGCAUUGAGCUUCAGGACAUGGACCUGAAUUAUGCGCACCGAGCUGGUCCCAAAAACCAAAAUAUAAAUACUAACGUGAGUGGGAACCGUAAACUUCUUCGUUCCUUGAUGGUUGCUUUCACCCGUCGAGGUUUAGCUCUGUGCUAA